AUGACGAUGCUCGAAGAUGAACUGGAUUGCUUCUUCUCAGAAGAAGUCGCCAUGAAGAUAACCGCCUGGUUAGAAAUGAUCAUACACCUCAUGAUCAAAAUCAGGUCGGCUACCCAUCGAGCAUUCGGUGCGACUCGCCCGCAACCGGACUUGCGCCAACCAAGCGGCUCAGCCUCCAAGUUGUUCAACAUAGUCGAACUUCUCGAACAAGUGCUAGUCUAUCUAGACCUCUCCGACCUUAACCGCUUCAGGCGUGUCUGCCGGCUGUGGAACGAUGUGAUCCAAGCAUCGAGAGUGCUGCGCCAAAAGCGCUUUGUCGAGCCCGUGGAGAGAUCGGAAUGGAUGUUGCAACUCUUCUAUGGUACACUCAAAUUGAGAAUGGUCUCCCGCUUGCCGGACUGGUGGUUGUACUGCAAUGCCUUCGUGCCAUCGACACUUCAUCCAGCCCUGCAGAAUGUCGGGCAGCCGAUUGUAUAUUCGCUCAAUCCCGAGUCCCACAAAAUCCAUCUCUCUGGCUGGUUUACACUCGCCCCACGAUCAUUCGCCAGAUGGAUGUCGAAGAACCGUCUUCAAGGAGCACUUCUGUCCCAGCCACCAUGCAAGCGUCUUCGCUAUACUGUGCGCUGUUCACAUGAUAUAGAGGUCGAAGCGGAGCUCGAGUCCACAACAGGUCUGACGUUCCAGGACCUACUCGAUUUUGCGAGAGCACAAGCUCGUCCGAAUGAGCAUUGCAGAGCCAAUCACGGAUUACAGCCCGAAGAUAUAGCGAGCGUCGAAAUGUUAGACAUAACUCCAGCGGAUACUGCUUGGGUUGACAAGGCAAGGACACGUUCUGAGAAAGCAAGGCGGCAAGAAGAGAGAAAGCGAGCAUCCAGAGAGUAUCGUAGAGCACUCAAAGAGGGGACAGUGGUCGAUCAGCCGGACAUGUUUGACAUUUCUAGCCUUUUCACCUAG
This is a messenger RNA of Cercospora beticola, 954 nucleotides long. RefSeq names its product F-box protein. Gene Ontology annotation, molecular function: protein binding. Lineage: Eukaryota; Fungi; Ascomycota; Dothideomycetes; Mycosphaerellales; Mycosphaerellaceae. The record is from RefSeq and is a predicted model, not a curated record.